Molecule: messenger RNA, 1832 nt
Organism: Suillus subalutaceus
Lineage: Eukaryota; Fungi; Basidiomycota; Agaricomycetes; Boletales; Suillaceae
Exons: 9
Coding region: 1-1716 (571 amino acids)
Biological process (GO): signal transduction; cellular hyperosmotic response
Cellular component (GO): membrane
Molecular function (GO): protein histidine kinase activity
Source: RefSeq, a predicted model, not a curated record
AUGAGCACAAUGACUGACUCUCAGCGGCAGGGUCUUCACCAUCCAUUUCUUUCUCAUCUUAUUGCUCUUCUGUCAGCUUAUGAACUAUGUCCUAUGUCGACUCCACCUCCACGAUAUGAUGGGCCUGCAGAUUGGCAAACAGACACUAUCAUUCGCUCUCUAGAGGCAGUUGCACGCAGAAUGUACACUGCGGAGGAGAUCCUGGCCUCAAUGAAAGCUUCGGAGUGUUGGCAAACAAAUGGGCCAGAGACAAAGAAAGGACGCAGUGUAGGCGACACUCCCAUGUCCUCAUCUUCAUCUUCUCAGAAAGAGACCAACUCAUCUUCUUCCCUCAUGCAGUCCAGUACCAAUGUCAAUGCUUUCGCUCCGUCUUACAGUUCACCAGGACCAACAUCUUGUUUUCAGACCAACUCAAACCUGGCAGCUACUGUAGAAUCAAUCGAUGUCGCCGAUAGCACGAAUGGUUCAAUGUCCUUAUCACUCGAUGAACUUCCAGCUCAUAUUGAUGCUGCAACACUCCUUCAGUCAUUUUCAAACGGAAGCUCGGCCUCGGCACCCCCGACAUCGCAUCUCGAAUGCAUGGCUUGCACAACCUUUGAUGGCUCGCCCAAUGGAUCUCCUCUUGUCGUUCCUCCUAGUCCUCUUGCUGCUGCAACGUUCGAAAGCGGCAUGAGCGCCGUCGAAGAACUAAGGUUACUCAAGGCUCAGGUUUCAGAUGUCGCUCGUGUGUGCAAUGCCGUGGCCAGAGGCGACUUGUCCCAAAAAAUUACGGUUCCCGUGCAGGGUGUGGUCAUGGUUCAAUUGAAGGAUGUCAUAAACACUAUGGUCGACAAAUUGGGACAGUUCGCCAAAGAGGUCACUCGUGUCAGUCAAGAAGUUGUCUUCCGCAGUAAACUCGGUGGACAGGCUCUCGUAUUGGACGUCGAAGGCACACAGUCGCGGAUACACCGCUCCAAUAUCGAUGCCUGUGGCGAAAUCCUUGAUUUGAAGAAUACCGUAAACGGAAUGAAGUCGGUUAUCAAGGCAAGUUGGGUGGUCAAGCGCACAUCCCAGAUGUUCAAGGUGUUUGGUUCGAGUUGGUUCACAUUGUGUGCCCUUUACCGUGUCUUAUUGGCACAGUGGCCUAAUCUGCGUUUCAAGGUCAAUCGGAUGUGUUCAAGCUUGACAGACCAAGUGCGGUCUAUUGCCAACGUCACAGCGGCCGUUGCUAGGGGCGAUUUGACACAGAAGAUUGAGAUCCAGGUCGAAGGCGAGAUGUCAACAUUGAAGGGCACGGUCAACUCCAUGGUAGACCAGCUGAGCGCCUUCGCAUCCGAAGUCACUCGUGUCGCGCUUGAAGUCGGAACGCAAGGUAUAUUGGGUGGUCAGGCUCGCGUAGAAGGUGUGCAGGGUACCUGGGCUGACUUGACACGCAAUGUGAAUAAAAUGGCUAGUAAUUUGACUGACCAAGGAGAAAUGCUAUAUUUGAAGAUGACUGUCAAUUCUAUGGUUGCCCAAUUGUCUACGCUCGCCAACGAAGUCACUCGUGUGUCUCUGGAAGUUGGUAUGGAAGGUAUCUUGGGUGGGCAAGCGUAUGUCCCUGAUGUGCAGGGCAUGUCAGCUAAGAAGCUGAGGUUGACGUUGGCGCUUGCGAAACGCGCCCCACUUGACAAGAUCGCGCCUUUACCUGCUGCGCUUGUUCCAGCCCAUAUCCGGAAGAUUGUACCGACUAUUUAAGGACCCUGUUCCAUAUUUGUGGCAGACGAUCUUGGGAUUGGACUGCAUUAGAUUAUACUAUACGUGUAGGCAUGUCGGUAGAAGUAAUAAUGUUGAGAUUAGACUUCUUGCGACGG